AUGUAUGGCAAAGUAAUAAAUACACCAAUAUCAGUUUGUAGUAUCGCCUCAGUUUAUUUUAGCAUAUUUGCCUCCAGCCAUAUGCCUUACAAAUACAAUACUCUUUAUUACAUCAGAAACAAACCUGUGGCAAAUGUCAGAGGCAACAGGACAGGCUUGAGGGCAAAAAUUAAGGUCCUCACGAGAAAUGGACCUGUGAGGGGGAAGAGAAAGUUACUAGGCUGGCCAUCAUUUAUUAUGAAAAAAGUGAGUAGCAAACACAACAGGGAACCAUUAUUGCCAACCCAGCAGGAAAAUUAAUUAAGCUAUUUAUAAUACAUGACAGACUUUUGUUCAUUGUUUUAUACAGACCCCAAGUGCCUUUAUAAUUACAAUCCUAAACACACUUUAGGGAGCAAGUUCCACUGAAUAUAGUGUUAUAGGAAAAAUGGGGUUUGGCUUUUGCUGCCCAGCUCUUCAAGGGACUGAGUCCCCUAAGUCAGACAAGAACUUUUUAAUAGUUGCCCAACCCCUUAGCCAAAGACCAGCCAAAGAGUCUUACACAUGUCUCCUGCCUGCCAAGAUAACUGACAAUGUUUUACUGAUUGCAUUACCUGGCCACCUUUUGAUAUGGUAAAUAAAUACUUUAGUUCUAGAAUCCACAAAAUACACAAAAUACGCUCUUAAGACAGGGUUUGAAGGAUUUGUAAGUGAAACUACUGGGAAAGGUUUUUCCAAGAUAUUUCCUUCACAGAGGAAAUGUUUGGGGUCAUUAAGAAUCAAGAUGGCUUCAGGAUUGCUCUCCUGCACUAUUUGAGACAUGUGGUUUAGAUACUUACGCAUGUGUGUUUUACCUUGUGCACAUUUAUUCUAUAUUUGAGACCUUAGAAUUCUUAUAACAAUGGCACAAUCUGCUUUUGAGUAAAUAUAUUUAGGAUUGCAGUGUAGGGCACCUACAAAGCUGUCUUACAACAGGAGUAGGAAACUGUUCUCAGUGUUAGAGCCACACUCCCUCAUGCUGGGGUGGGAGAGGGGCAACAGUUGAGACACACCAUUCUCCCCCAACUCAUUUAAUAUCCCCAGCAACACUGUGAGGCAGCUUAGGCCAAGAGGCAACAACUAGCCCAAUGUCAUUCAGUGAGAUUCACGGCCAAGUGGGAAUUUGAAGUGCCUGGCAUAUAUAUUAACUUCCAUUCUUUCUUGUACGUAUUGUAUAGCACAAUGCUAGCUUCCCCACAACUUGCCUCUGAGAAAAUUAUAGUUCACCAUGAGAUGGACAGACCAUGUAGGUCCUGCCAUGUCCCAAUACACAAUUUGUUGAAAGCUUUUUCAUUUGCAAGGAAGUUGGGUGACUCUGGCGGGUCAUUAACGCUAUAAUCACCACUUACUAAAGCUAGUAGCAGAGUCUUUCCUGCCCUUGCAUGGAUAGAUGUUCCACUUAUUUUUCUAUUACAGGAAAGCACAAUAGGAUAUCCAGCUGUUUCUGAAGUGCAGGUGUAA
Molecule: messenger RNA, 1479 nt
Organism: Podarcis lilfordi (Lilford's wall lizard)
Lineage: Eukaryota; Metazoa; Chordata; Lepidosauria; Squamata; Lacertidae
Source: the annotation of a GenBank genome assembly